Messenger RNA from Cololabis saira (Pacific saury), 2385 nucleotides. RefSeq names its product iroquois homeobox 5a (gene irx5a). Gene Ontology annotation, molecular function: RNA polymerase II cis-regulatory region sequence-specific DNA binding; DNA-binding transcription factor activity, RNA polymerase II-specific. Gene Ontology annotation, cellular component: nucleus. The record is from RefSeq and is a predicted model, not a curated record. The coding region runs from base 480 to 1832 and encodes 450 amino acids. NCBI's taxonomy places the organism in Eukaryota, Metazoa, Chordata, Actinopteri, Beloniformes, Belonidae. The transcript has 3 exons. Gene Ontology annotation, biological process: cell development; neuron differentiation; regulation of transcription by RNA polymerase II.
CCAGCAUAAGCUUUCCUUUCCCUUCCCUGACUACACCCCGAGAGGAGGAGCGUGCUGCGCGGCGUAGUGGGCGUCCGGAUCCUCAAUUUCCAACUUAGCAUCUUGGCAGGACAUUUUCCCAAGCAAAGCCCCCGUCCGACGGGUAAAAAAUAAAACUUCUGCACGGGCAUGAGAGAGAGCGAUGGUGCAGCUCAGAUAAGGGAGCGACAGAAAGACAAAACUACCCCCAAAAACCUCCAACGGAGAGUGGCUGACUGGCAAACGACAAUAAUUCACCCCGCACUCAAGACUCUUGUUAUUUCAACAACUUAGCCCUACUUUUUUCCCCCUUUUUCUUUUUUUAGUUGUCAUUUACACGAGGGGACAGACGCCUGGUCUGCAGACAGACAGCUCUAUGCGCUCCGGUAGCAGCGCAUGAGAAAAUAAAAAAAGGGGGCGAAGUGCGCAAGUUAAGUGGCUGACACUCUCCGGGCUCCAGCAUGGCGUAUCCUCAGGGCUACUUGUACCAGCCCUCCGCUUCCCUGGCCCUGUACUCCUGCCCUGCCUACAGCACCAGCGUUAUAUCGGGACCCAGAACCGAGGAACUUGGGAGAUCCUCCUCGGGAUCGGCGUUUGCGCCCUAUGCCGGAUCUACCGCGUUCACCAGCGCCUCGCCGGGCUACAACUCCCACUUACCUUACAGUGCAGACGCGGCGGCAGCUGCCACAUUCACCUCAUACGUGGGCUCCCCCUACGACCACACGAGCGGCAUGGCCGGCUCCAUAGGGUACCACCCGUACGCGGCCCCGCUGGGCUCCUACCCCUACGGGGACCCCGCGUACCGCAAGAACGCCACCCGGGACGCCACCGCCACCCUGAAGGCCUGGCUCAACGAGCACCGCAAGAACCCGUACCCGACCAAGGGCGAGAAGAUCAUGCUGGCCAUCAUCACCAAGAUGACGCUCACGCAGGUGUCCACCUGGUUCGCCAACGCCAGGAGGCGGCUAAAGAAGGAGAACAAGAUGACCUGGACCCCUCGGAACCGCAGCGAGGACGAGGAGGAGGACGAGAACAUCGACCUGGAGAAGAACGACGACGACGAACCCAGCAAGCCGUUAUUGGAUAAGGGAGACUCGACAGACACAGAAGCAGAUCACAAACUACUGAACCCAGGGGACAACAUGGACAGGUUUAAGGAAGAGACCCACGGCAAGUCGGACUCGGAUCCUCUCCUUAGCGACUCGGAGUUAAAGGAGCAGGAGGAGCGGACUGCGGAGCUGCUGCGGCCGGACUCCGCCAAGCCGACCACGUCGUCGCCCCCCCGGGGGAGCAGCAGCCACGACAAGCCGGCAGACCUGAGCCAGCACGCGGCCAGCACGGUGACCAGCAACGUGACCUCGGUGAUCCACUCCCCGCCCUCGGCCCCCAAACCCAAACUGUGGUCCCUGGCGGAGAUCGCCACGUCGUCAGACAGGUGUAAAGGCGGCGGCGGCAGCAGCCCCGGCCUGCAGGCGCAGAGCGCGGUCACGGGCUCCAUCAGCGCGUCCCCGCCACGGUCGUCCCCGCACCAGUGCGCGCUCCCCAGCAGCACGGUGCUGUCCAGGCCGCUGUACUACACCUCCCCUUUCUACCCCGGCUACACGAACUAUGGCGGCGCUUUUGGACACCUUCACAGUAGUAACCACGGCUCGGUGACCACGGGCUCCACGGCACAUUUCAAUGGAUUAAACCAGACUGUGUUAAAUAGAGCAGAGGCUUUGGUCAGGGAGAGCCAGAAAGUGAGAGGCCAAACGCAGGUAGAUCUUUGUAAAGACUCCCCUUAUGAACUAAAGAAAGGUAUGUCAAAUAUUUAAUACAAUGAAUAUUUUCCACUCACUGCGGACUUUUAUUUAUUUUUUUGUGGUUGCAUUAAAACAAAAAAGAAAAUAAAAUGAUGAAGCAAAAUUCUGAAAAAAACAGUUAUUUUCUGAGUAAAUGCUUAUCCUCAAAUUUUUAGUUUCUGAAUGGUUAAUCCUAAAAUGUAACAAGAAUGGUCUUAAUCGCUGCAGCCGCCUGAGUCUAUUUGUAUUAAAGACUAACAUGUAUAUUUAAUGUAGCAUUUUUGUAUUUAAAAUGGACAACACACUAUCUUUGAAGUAAAUUAUGGAGAAAAAAAAACAUACUUGUGCAGCGAUUGUUUUGGGGAACAGCUGGCAUUGCCUGACGUGUCGACAGUGCUUUAAGGCCAGUUAAUCUAUGCGAGAUUUUAAUUCCGUUUUGCACAAUGACAGAUGGUUCAAAGGUAAUUAUUUCGAAAUGUCGACGCAGGGAGAAUUUUUUGACAAACUUGAAAGAAAAGGCCUGCAUUCAACUCAAGGAUGUUGCAAUAUUUAAACGGCCAAAAGCUUCUGUUUCGUUUGGCUUGUG